CCCGCCCUCUCCCAAGCAUUUUCCCCCGCCCAACGGCGGAAAUCAAGACUCCAAGAAGUAGCGGGAGGAGGGGAAGGGGAAAGGGAAGAGGAAGGAGGAGACAUGAAUGCUUCGUCUCGGUACUGUCACUGUUUCGUUCUUCCUCCGCGUCACCGAGGAAUUUCUUUUUCCCGCCCUCUCCUUCUCUCGAACGGUUGCUCUUUCUCCUUCCUCUCCCUAACUCCCACCAAAUUCCGCGCCCAAGAACGUGUCCGGGCAUCUUUCUCAUCAGAGAAAGAAGCCGUCGACUUGACCAGUAACAGGCUUUCUGAGGGCGAAGAUGACGAUGAGGAUGAGGACGAGGCUGCCGAAGAGUAUGAUGAAUUAGCUGAGAGGACGUGGAGUUACGAAGAUGGGGAGGAGGAAGAAGAAGAUGAGUAUGGGUUGGAGGAGGAGGAGGAAGGAGAGGAAGAAGAAGAGGAAGAGGAAGAAAAGGGGUUGAGUUCGGAGGAGUUGCUGUUGAAGUCGAGGGAGGCAAAGCGGCAGAGAGUGGACAGGCUGCUUUCAGGAGCCAGGGAGUACGGGGAAGGCAUCGUCUCUCUGGGGGACCUCAUAUCGAUUUAUGACUUCCGAAUCGAUAAAUUUCAGCGGUUAGCCAUUGAAGCAUUCUUGAGAGGUUUGUCAGUUGUAGUGUCCGCACCAACAAGUAGUGGGAAGACUUUAAUAGCUGAAACUGCAGCAGCAUCUACAUUAAUUCGAGGAAGGCGCUUGUUCUACACCACCCCACUGAAGGCAUUAUCCAACCAGAAGUAUCGGGAAUUUCGUGAUGCAUUUGGAGAAAGCAAUGUGGGGCUCCUCACUGGUGAUUCUGCAAUAAACAAAGAUGCACCGAUUUUAAUCAUGACAACAGAGAUUCUGCGCAAUAUGUUAUAUCAGAGUGUUGGUAUGGUUUCAGCAGGGAGUAGAUUAUUCCUUGUUGAUGUGAUUGUUUUAGAUGAGGUGCACUAUCUCAGCGACAUAUCUCGGGGUACCGUUUGGGAAGAAGUUGUGAUUUAUUGUCCAAAAGAAGUACAACUUUUGUGCCUCUCGGCAACUAUUGCAAAUCCUGAGGAGCUAGCGGGUUGGAUUAGUCAGAUUCACGGACCUACAGAAUUAGUUACCUCUGCAAAGCGACCUGUUCCUUUGAACUGGCAUUUCUCCAUGAAGAGUUCCAUGUUGCCACUCCUUAAUGAGAAAGGAAACGGAAUGAACCGGAGGCUUUCAGUAAAAUAUUUACAGCAGUCUGCUUUGGAUGACAAAUCAUAUGAGGAAGGAUUCCGGAGAAAAAAUUUUAGAAAAUCUGGGAAAGAUCGCAUCUAUGGGCACAGCAACACCCUAAUGGGGCAAGCACGGUUGUCAGAGAAUGACAUGAAUGCUCUACGUCGUUCACAAGUACCACAAAUCAGAGAUACGUUACGUCAUCUUAGGACAAGAAAUAUGCUUCCCACUAUUUGGUUUGUAUUUAGUCGUAGAGGAUGUGAUGCUGCUGUAAAGUACCUUGAGGAUUGCAAUCUCUUGGAUGAAUUUGAAAUGGGUGAGGUAGAGCUGGCCUUGAAGAAAUUCAAGUUUCAGUUUCCAGACGCUGUCAGGGAGAUCUCUGUAAGAGGUCUUCUGCAGGGAGUUGCAGCACAUCAUGCUGGCUGUUUGCCCCUUUGGAAAUCAUUUAUUGAGGAGCUUUUCCAGAGAGGCCUUAUUAAGGUUGUUUUUGCCACAGAAACCCUGGCUGCUGGGAUUAACAUGCCAGCUCGCACUACAGUUAUUUCAUCUCUCAGUAAAAGAACUGAAAACAGGCGUGUACUGUUAAGCUCUAAUGAGCUACUUCAGAUGGCGGGUAGAGCUGGGCGCAGAGGAAUUGAUAAAGAAGGCCAUGUUGUCCUUGUUCAGACUCCAUUUGAAGGAGCAGAAGAAUGCUGCAAGCUUCUCUUCCGGGGUGCUGAGCCUCUUGUCUCACAAUUUACUGCUUCAUAUGGGAUGGUUCUCAACCUCCUUGGUGGAUCAAGAGUUACUCAUAAAUCUAAGGAAGAUGAUCUCAAGGUGUUUCGUGCUGGGCGAACAUUAGAAGAAGCUCGUCAGCUAGUUGAGAAGAGCUUUGGAAAUUAUGUUGGAAGCAAUGUUAUGCUGGCAGCACAAGAGGAAUAUCAAAAAAUACAGGAGGAGAUUGAACUUCUAACAUUUGAAACUAGUGCUGAAGCCAUUGAUAGGAAAUGCAGGGAACAGUUGCCUGAGAUGGCAUAUAAGGAAAUCUUUGAAAUGCAAGAAGAACUGAGGGUUCAAAAAAGGAUAAGAAAACAACUGCGGCGGACCCUUGAAAUGGAAAGAAUGUCAGCAUUGAAGCCACUUUUGCAAGGGUCACAAGGCGGCCUACUGCCAUACAUAUGUUUACAGUAUAAGGACAAGGAAACGGCUCAGCAUUUCAUCCCAGCUGUGUAUUUGGGGAAACUUGAAACUUUCUGUUCUAUAAAGCUUCCUGACUUGGACGAUGAUGGCCAAUCUCUUGAAGUGGAAACCAUCGAAUUGACACAAGAUCUUGGAAAUACUAAAUCAUCAGAAGAAGCCAAACCUUGUUAUUAUGUGGCCCUUGGAUCUGAUAAUUCGUGGUAUCUGUUCACAGAGAGAUUUAUUAAGACAGUUUAUAGAACUGGUCUGCCAGAUGCUCCUUUGGUUCACGGCGAUUUGUCACCAAGCUGCAUAAUGAGACAACUUCUUGAGAAGCAUGACUUGGUGUGGGAGAAACUUUCGAGUUCUGAAUUUGGUAACUUAUGGUGCAUGGAAGGAUCACUAGAGACAUGGUCAUGGAGUUUGAAUGUACCUGUCUUGAGUAGCUUAUCUAUGGAUGAUGAGGUUCAAGAAAUAUCUCCAACGUAUAGUCAGGCUCUGGAGAGUUACACUGAUCAGAGGAGCAAGGUUAAACGUUUGAAGAAAAAGCUCAUGAAUUCAAGAGGUUACAAGGAGUAUAAGAGGAUCAUAGAUAUAGCCAGUGUUACACGGGAGAAGAUUGAACGCUUGAAGGAUAGAUCAAACCGUUUGAUAAGUAGGAUACAGCAGAUUGAGCCUUCUGGAUGGAAGGAGUUUGUACAGGUCAGCAAUGUCAUACACGAGGCAAGAGCUUUAGAUAUCAGCACACACACGAUAUUCCCUCUUGGCGAAACUGCAUCAGCAAUCAGAGGAGAAAAUGAACUUUGGUUAGCAAUGGUUCUUCGAAAUAAAAUAUUAGUGAGCUUAAAGCCUUUACAGCUAGCUGCAGUUUGUGGUAGUUUGGUUUCUGAUGGGCUAAAAGUUCGUCCAUGGAAGGAUAACAGUUAUAUAUAUGAAGCAUCACCUGUUGUGACAAAUGUCAUCAAAUGUUUGGAUGUUCAAAGAAGCUCACUUUUAAAGCUACAAGCUAAAUAUGGGGUGGAGAUUCCAUGUGAACUUGAUGGCCAAUUCUCUGGAAUGGUUGAAGCCUGGGCUUCUGGCUUAACCUGGAGAGAGAUUAUGAUGGAUUGUGCAAUGGAUGAGGGAGACCUUGCUAGACUCUUGCGGCGCACGAUUGAUCUUCUGGCUCAAAUACCUAAACUGCCAGACAUUGACCAUUCGUUGCAAACAAAUGCAUCUACGGCGGCACAUGUUAUGGAUCGACCUCCUAUCAGUGAGCUUGUUGGGUAAAUUAUUGAGUGGGGCUGAUCAAGGGCCUUGAAAAAUCAACCAUUUUUGUUGAAUCGCAUGAACCUGCUAUGAAUCGCUUGCAUGAUUCAGGGCCGCUAAAUCGCCAUUGUUAGCUAAAAAAAGAAGACAUGGUGCAACAGAAAAGAUCUUUUAGCGACUAGCUAUACUUCCGUUGGCAUCACCGGUCAAAGGAGCAACCACUGGAAAAUUGGGGAUGCCAGCAAGAAGAGGUCGGACUCAUCAGGGUAAAGGCCAUGCAAAAUGAGAGCGCCACCUGAUCGAAUUUUCGUUGAAGCGUCGAACUCUAGCGGAAGCAGCAGUGCAAAUUUUCCUAAUUGCUGGUGAUGGCAUCUUCUUCUCCACGGCAUUAGAGGCUGCCCAUUCAUAGGCAGAAAACAAAGGGGCUUGUCGCCUUACAAUGCCUACAGUUUCAACAGUAGGAUUGGCCUCACAACUUCUCCGGAGGUACAGUCUUCCCAUUAACUCUCUGUGUUGGCCUUUCAUCUUUACCAAAUGGGCAAAUUUCAGAUUAUCGCACCAGGUCAAGGAUUAGGUCUGAUCACUACCUGCAGCCAUAAAAGAAUCUCUAUCCUCCACUUCCUGCCCAGGCAGCAGUUAGCAUGAUAAGUUUAACGCUUUUCCAAAUAGAUUUCCUCAACCAGACGAAUGUCAAACUAUUGUCGUCAUGUACUCGAGAAUUGCGGAAUUUUCAGCAGCUUUAAAGCACCACCAGGGGACACCAUAGAUGCCAUCCUCUCUUAGCCCAUUCAGACUUGAAUUUGCAGCCCCACCACCAGCAUAAAAAAUCCGGCAAAGUUCUUUUGAAUUGUUCCUGAACAUUAAAUUUCAAACUUCUCAUUUUCCAUACAAACAGAGCUAUCUUACAUCUCAAAAGCAGAUCUAUCGUUUCUUCAUAUAAGCCACAAGAAGGACAUCUGUUAGCCAGAUGUAUCCCAAAUUUCUUCAGCCUGUUGAAUGCAAGUAAUCUUCUUUCAAAAGCCAGGAACAAUCUCCAUUUUGCAUGAGGCAAGGCAUCGUUUUCCUUUUAGCAUAUGUUCUUGAACGUAUCUUCCUCGGAGAAAGGCUCCCUGUUCUCCGCCUACAAGUGUAGCCAAAAUCAGCUCUACUCUCUUUGCCACGACUUUAGUGAUCAUUUUAUACAAGCAGUUGCAUAAUGCUACCAGGCGGAAAUCUGUAAUAUAAAUCACAAGUUGUUUUUUUUUGGAUUCAAGAUUAUGUGCGACCCAUUCACUCGUCUGAUGAGUUCCCUGUUUUAAAGAAAUCACCAAUAGCAACAACCACUUUAUUUCUUAAAAAAUUCUACAUUAAAUCCAUCGGACCAUGGUGCUUUCCCAUUUUUCAUUUUAAAAACAGUCCUACGCACAUCCUCGAUGGUGAUAGGCGUGAGUAAAAGUUCUAAAUCAAAAUGUAUUUUUCCUGAUUUACAGAAUUUCGAUUCGGUUUCCGCCCAAUUGUUGGAUCAUCAAGCUUUUCCUUUUGUUUCAAAUACUGAUUUGGAUAAUAUUGGAAAAACAAGUGACAGAUGGACCGCAGUAAAUUUUGCAGCGGGGAUUGAGCUUAUCCGACGGGACUUAACUGAUAUAGUUUGGCAGUUCCAUGUCUUCACCAACUAGAAGAUGUAGUGUACUUUGGAUGAUCUCAAACUAAUGUAUUAUUAAUCCAUAAAAACUAUUUAUUUUCCUUC
This is a messenger RNA of Nymphaea colorata (pocket water lily), 5368 nucleotides long. Its product is annotated as DExH-box ATP-dependent RNA helicase DExH15 chloroplastic. Gene Ontology annotation, biological process: nuclear-transcribed mRNA catabolic process, 3'-5' exonucleolytic nonsense-mediated decay. Gene Ontology annotation, molecular function: nucleic acid binding; ATP binding; RNA helicase activity. The record is from RefSeq and is a predicted model, not a curated record. Gene Ontology annotation, cellular component: Ski complex. Bases 103 to 3663 code for a protein of 1186 amino acids. Lineage: Eukaryota; Viridiplantae; Streptophyta; Magnoliopsida; Nymphaeales; Nymphaeaceae. The transcript is spliced from 17 exons.